UGGACCUUUAAAUCACACACCACGUGACCUUCGACCAAUCACAUACAUUGAAACAAGUGACUGUCGACUUUGGCCAUUUGCACGUCCAAUGACAUUCGAGCUUUGUUUCUUCUCUUUCUAUGCUGAAUUUACAAUAAGUUUUUAUGUUUGAUCUGUAUGAUCUUGUCACGUUGCGACAACAACAUUGUCCAAGUAAGAUAACAGUUCACUGACCGGAAAGCUGAGUAGGCCUACACAACUUAAAUAAAGGAAUAACACCUGGGCACCAUGGAGCUGAAACAGCAAAUCUUGGUCACCACAGUAAGAGGUUUCUCACUCAGCCCUCCCUAUAUAUUCCCUGUCUGAACCCAGAGGAGAGGAGGUCUUUUACCUCUAAGUGCUCAUAUUUCGACCCCCCAUCCCCUGUCAUCCUACAUACCUAUACCUUGCAUUCCUUUCCUGACCUUUAACAUCUUACCUCCAGCAUUCCUGUUCAAUUGUCUCCCACUCUCAUGGUGUUCUUCUGACUUGUUCCUUCUCUUGUCUUGUCUUCUUCUUCUUUCUUCUCUUUUCUCUCUGCUCUCUCCUCUCCACAUUUCAUCUUCUGUCUCAAUCCAUAGUGUAAUUUCCCCCCAAAACAUCUGCAUCCUCGUCUCUGUCCGACACAACGUCGCGAUGAGGAAACCGCAAAACAUUCUGCUGCUGGCCUGUGUGGUCGUCAGCUCCGUCACGAUAUUCUACCUUGGCCUGAGCACCAUGGAAUGUCCGAGCCGCGGGCGUUGGCACGGUAGCCAGUCCAGACGCUACGCCUGGGCCUCGCAGAACCCGGGCCUGAACCAGAGCGCCGCGGCGGCGAUCCCGCUGGAGUACGACGAGAACACGCCGCUCAUCUUCGUGGGCGGCGUCCCGCGCAGCGGCACCACGCUGAUGCGGGCGAUGCUGGACGCCCACCCGCUGGUGCGCUGCGGCGAGGAGACGCGCGUCAUCCCGCGCCUGCUGGCCAUGCACUCCACCUGGAGCCGCUCGGCGCGCGAGCGCAUGCGCCUGGACGAGGCCGGCGUCACCGACGAGGUGCUGGACGCCGCCGUGCGCGCCUUCCUGCUGGAGGUGAUCGUGGGCCACGGCGAGCCGGCGCCGCGCCUCUGCAACAAGGACCCCUUCACGCUCAAGUCGCUGGCCUACCUGAGCCGGCUGUUCCCGCGCGCCAAGUUCGUGCUGAUGCUGCGUGACGGCCGCGCCACCGUGCACUCCAUGAUCUCGCGCCGCGUCACCAUCACGGGCUUCGACCUCAGCAGCUACCGCGACUGCCUGGUCAAGUGGAGCCGGGCGGCCGAGAGCAUGUACGAGCAGUGCCGCGAGGCCGGCCGCCAGCGGUGCAUGCUGCUGCGCUACGAGCAGCUGGUCCUGGAGCCGCAGCUGGCCAUGCAGAAGCUGCUGCGCUUCCUGGACCUGCCCUGGGACACGGCCGUGCUCCACCACGAGCAGCUCAUCGGGAAGGCCGGCGGGGUGUCGCUGUCCAAAACAGAGCGGUCCACCGACCAAGUGAUGAAUCCGGUCAACACAGAGGCCUUGGUGAAGUGGGUUGGCAAGAUCCCGGCUGACGUGGUGAAAGACAUGGCAGACAUCGCGCCCAUGCUGAGCCGGCUUGGCUACGACCCUCAAGCCAACCCCCCCGACUACACGAAACUGCAAGAGCCCUCACAUGGCAACAGCAGCUUGCUGGUGAGGGGCAACAGUAUGGCGUCUCAGCUCCAAAGAGUUCUGAAUUUACACCGGAUUGUAGAAAGUCCUGAUCCCAGUUAGGCCAGCUGCACAGCUGAUUAUCAUCAUGGUAACCAGUAUUGGACCCAUGUCAUGGAGUUCUGUCCAGUGACUCUUAUGAGGGAUGGCCUUUGGUUUUGUUUAUGGGAUGAUUUUUUUGUCUGAGAGAAUAACACCUGUCUACAUUCAUUGAAGACACAAGUUUCAUCAUUGUCAGUAAUCAUAAAUUACAUGUAAGACCCAGGAAGGAGUUGCGGUCAUAAGCACAGGUGAUUAUUAACGUGGUGAAUGUCUUUGAACAUGUACACUAUCCAUGUCUGAUCAGGUUGUUUGGUUGGGAACCUCAAGUGCAAGAUGUGCCAUAUUUCAGUGAACAUUUGUUUGCCAUUAUGUCUUCGAUUUAACUUGUGUGAUCAAGCACAUCUAUACCCAGUAUUAAUGCAAAUGCCAAGAGUAUUUUUGUGACGUCAUGUCAGACUUCAUUGUGUGUUGAUCAUUGGAUUUUGUGGAGCAAACAAAUUAUUUGUGGUCUCAGAGAUUAUUUAUUAAAGAGAUUUAUUUUUCAAA
Sardina pilchardus (European sardine) is the source of this 2307-nucleotide messenger RNA. RefSeq names its product tyrosylprotein sulfotransferase 1, like (gene tpst1l). Bases 655 to 1782 code for a protein of 375 amino acids. Gene Ontology annotation, molecular function: protein-tyrosine sulfotransferase activity. Lineage: Eukaryota; Metazoa; Chordata; Actinopteri; Clupeiformes; Clupeidae. The record is from RefSeq and is a predicted model, not a curated record. Gene Ontology annotation, biological process: peptidyl-tyrosine sulfation. Gene Ontology annotation, cellular component: Golgi apparatus. The transcript has 5 exons.